Molecule: messenger RNA, 252 nt
Organism: Kickxella alabastrina
Lineage: Eukaryota; Fungi; Kickxellomycota; Kickxellomycetes; Kickxellales; Kickxellaceae
Exons: 1
Coding region: 1-252 (83 amino acids)
Molecular function (GO): zinc ion binding
Source: RefSeq, a predicted model, not a curated record
AUGCUGACCCCAAGGAAGCGGAUACAGACCAACAAGGGUCGCUGCCUCCAAUGCCGCACGCGCGUGCCGCUGGUCAAGCAGACCGUCAAUAAGUGCCGCUGCGGGUAUGUCUUCUGCGACGGUCACCGCUUUCACGACCAGCACAGCUGCGACUUUGACAUUGUGGGGCGCGACCGCAAUGUCCUUGAGAAGAGGAAUCCCAAGCUCAACGAACUUCCCAAGGGCGGACGGAGCUUCAACCGCAUCGACUAA